AUGCCGUCCAAUCAACCAUAUUCAGGACAUGGCGUAAUCCAGGCCGUGCUGAGCUGCUGCAGAACCUUCUGCUUGCAGACGAGUAUACAUGGGUUCAGUCACAUAGCGGCCCCGCGCCGACACUGGGUAGAAAGAUUACUCUGGGUGGGUAUCCUGGGGGUAGCGAUUUGGGGUGUGGUGGACAUCAGCCGAGGGCAGCUGCAGCGGUUCCUGGAGAGCCCCACCGUGGUGACACUGGAGAAAGACUACCGCACCUGGAGGUACACCCUGCCGGCGGUCACCGUGUGCGAGCAGAACAAAGUAAACGCGGAUUCUCUGCCGAGCACCAUCAAGUUGAUCUGGAACGUGACACCAGCGGACUCUACGUACCAGUACUAUGCGGGCUUCGUCAGCACCGUCGCCGACUCCGACCUGUACCACCUGCAGGGGUAUGGGGACUUCCAGAACGACACCACCCUGGAUGUGGACCUGUUCCAGAUCGUACUGAAGGUGUCAGGUGAGCUGGUGAUGAAGACGGGGUCGUCGGAGCGGAUCAGCCCGCGGUGGGCGGCGGCGGUCACGGAGGCCGGCGUCUGCCACACCAUAAACUCCCUCGCCACAACAGACUCCGCCAUUAACAUGAACAGUACGCCAUCGAGCGCUGAGUCCUUGCCGCACACGUGCGCGUACUCGGCGCAGGGCUGCUACCUCGUGAUAGAGACCAGCAGGGUCGUCAGGUACUACAUUCACUCGCCGUAUGACACCGCUGACGUGGCACUGCCAGCUGGCCUCAUCUUCCCCUCGCUCAGCCGCUUCACGGAGCUGACCCUCACGGAGACCAGGGCGGGCGCCGGCGUCCGCGACCUGCCGCCCGCUCGCCGCGCCUGCCGACAUACCGACGAGCCCACCAGCCCCGGCAGACGAGUUUAUAGCACAAACAUUUGCCGGCUCGGCUGCCGCGCGAGGCUGGCGCUGCGACUGUGUGGCUGCAAACCAUUCUACUACUUCUAUGAAGGUAUCCGGCAGUGCAACGCGUCAGGCAUGUGGUGCCUGGCCGGUCACGCGCACCGCCUCGCCACCUUUGACGGAGUUCGUUGCGUCUGCGCCCAGCAGUGCCUCGACUCCGUUUUCCGGGAGGUCUCCAAUGACGACCAGAUCCUGGAGCGCGGGCCGCUGAAGAACCGCGGCGCGCUGCGGCUAACGGUGCGGGCGCCGCGCGAGCGCUACACCCGCGACAUCGUCUUCCACUCCCAGGACCUGGUCGUGUCCUUCGGCGGCGCAGCGGGACUCUUCCUCGGCGCGAGUCUCAUCAGCUUCGUCGAACUUGUGUACUUCCUCGUCGAAUACAUAUUCCACGUUAACACAUCAAAGAAGACAAGGGCACUGGUAAAACAGCAAUCAAUUUACACCGCCGCGGAAUGGAACAGAAUGGAAGCAUCAAUGUCGCCUCAUGCGAGGAAUUUGGCACCCGCAUGCACAUGGCACCCACAAUAUCCAUAG
Messenger RNA from Aricia agestis (brown argus), 1479 nucleotides. RefSeq names its product acid-sensing ion channel 4-A-like. Gene Ontology annotation, biological process: sodium ion transmembrane transport. Gene Ontology annotation, molecular function: ligand-gated sodium channel activity. The record is from RefSeq and is a predicted model, not a curated record. The coding region runs from base 1 to 1479 and encodes 492 amino acids. Lineage: Eukaryota; Metazoa; Arthropoda; Insecta; Lepidoptera; Lycaenidae. The transcript is spliced from 10 exons. Gene Ontology annotation, cellular component: membrane.